Molecule: messenger RNA, 1968 nt
Organism: Colletotrichum orchidophilum
Lineage: Eukaryota; Fungi; Ascomycota; Sordariomycetes; Glomerellales; Glomerellaceae
Exons: 3
Coding region: 1-1968 (655 amino acids)
Biological process (GO): negative regulation of transcription by RNA polymerase II
Cellular component (GO): Sin3-type complex
Molecular function (GO): histone deacetylase binding
Source: RefSeq, a predicted model, not a curated record
AUGGCAGCUACGGCGUCCGCGCCGCCUGCCCUCUCCCCAGGGCAGGCGACGCUCGAUCAUGACGAUAGCAACAUCUCUAGCCCGCUCAGCGACGUUGAGGACAAGGACGGCGGUGAAUCUCUCGAUGGGAUCCAGAUCGACCAUACUCGGCCAGACCAUGACGAGGCGCUCGACUCUGACAGCAAUCUGUCCGAGGCCAAUGAUACCGAAGCGGAGACUGAGCGUCUCUACGACACCCCGCAGGCACAGCGCCACAAGGACGUUGUUGUCAAUCAGUUCAACGACGGCCAGGUCUACGAGCGGACCCCUAGCAAGCUUCAAAAGACGUUUUCGGUUGACGCCCACGACGAUGGCGACGAAGACAGUCUUUCCGAUCGCGACGACGUGUCAAUGACCUCCAGUCACGGUGACUUGGGCUCGCCCAGCAAGCCCAAGAAGUCUACUGAGCUCCCAUCCACCGAGGAUGACCCUGAGAAUACCGAGAGUAGGAAAAGGAAGCGGUCGCCGGUCGCGGAAUCUUCCGAGCCAGGCCAGCCCGCCAGGAAGCGCACCGGCUCGGUCGUGCCCCAGGAUCUGGACCAGCACAAGAAUGACGUAGAGAUGCACGACGACGAGGUCCCGUCUACAAAUUCGCAUACUGGUGAUCACUCUGCGACUGAGGACAGUGUUUUGGAACUCCCUCAUAGCAAGCGCGGCCCUGCGCGCGAUGGUCACAGCCCGAUCAAGGACUCACAAAUAACAAAAAAGGUUACCCGCAAUGGCAGUAGAAAGAAAGGCCACACUGCUGAGGCCCACGAGGACGAAGGGCACGAUGGCGACGCUCGAGAUGAAACCCGCGGCGACGACGACUCGGGGCCUCAUGGCGAUGACCAAGCUGACCACGAAGGCGACGACGAGGCGGAGGCGACAAGAAACGACGAAGAAUUCGAGAGAAAACGUGCAGCGGUAGAGGAAUGGACCGAUCUAGAGGAGAAAUUUGUCGUCUUUCGCGAGCGCUUGUACAAGGAUCGCCUCGAGCGCCUCGAGCAUGAAGAACAAUCACUGCAAGCCGAGCCGCCGACACAUCCCGAGUACCUAAAUAUGAAGCAAUGUCUAGAUGAAAGGCUCGAAAAGAAGCUUCGAAAUAUUGAAAAGGAAUACGAGCUCUCGGUUGAGGCACUGGAGAGACUGGCAGUGGCGCGCCGAGCCCAAAUUUGGAACCAGUUCUACCAGGGCUCUCGAGAACAACGCUCAAAGAUGCUUGAAGACCUCAACAAGGAGUGGUACGAGACCCAGAAUGCUAGGCGGAGCGCACACAGUAUUCCGGACUACGGCCUCCUGUUCCCGACGAACCCUGCGCAGCGCACAAGGAACGCCGUGGCGUACAACUCAGAGGUCUCGUUUUUGGCCGGUCUCGCCAAGCACGAGGGCUUCCCCGCGGUGCCGGCCAUGAGGGGCGCGAGCGGCUCAGAGAUCGAAGACGACCUGGAGCAAAUGAAGGUCAGUGAUUCGGAUGGUUUCGGCAGUCGAAAACACGUCACUGACUCUCGCCAGCGCAACACUAAGCCUCGUCAACGCUCAAUAAUGCAGCCCAUUGAGGAUUAUCAAGCAGUCGCCUACGGAUCCAACCUCGGCCCCGCCGGCGAACAAUUCAUCAAAGAUACGCCUUGGGCUAACCCGAACCACAUUGCACACAAAAUUAGCACAGGACCUGCAGCAGCCGUUGCUCGGUUGAGCAGUCCAAUGCAAGGAGGAAAAGCAGCUGCAGGCCCGUCCAGUACUCAACCGAUACCAGCCGUGACAAACGGACAUAUUGCACCGCAAACGUCGCCACAGAUGAACAGAUUUAUUUCUGCCUCUCCCGAAAUGGUAAGAACAGCCAACGUUUUGACUCAAAGCGCCCAGAUGAAGCGCGCAGGCAGCCGCACAUCAAAAGCUGCGAAGACUUCGGCUCCUAAACAAGAACCGGUGUCGGCGAUGGCAAGUUAG